This is a messenger RNA of Chiloscyllium plagiosum (whitespotted bambooshark), 805 nucleotides long. NCBI's taxonomy places the organism in Eukaryota, Metazoa, Chordata, Chondrichthyes, Orectolobiformes, Hemiscylliidae. The record is from RefSeq and is a predicted model, not a curated record.
UUUGACUCUGAUCUGCAUCUGCAGUUCUCACUGUGUUCCAAGUGCUGUUUAGCAUGGAGGAAUGGGAUUAAUCAGCUUAGAGUGGGUGGUUCACAGUCAUCAGCAGGAGGCUUCCUUGCUUAUGUUUAACCUGUAGCCAUGACAAUGCAUGUGGUUUCCCAGGACAACUCCUUCCCGACUGUUUACAACUACGUCACCACCUCAGCUGAAUCUGUCCUGUUUUUAUGUUCGACCCAUAUGGCCUCAACUGAGGAGCCUUCUAAGGCUAAUCGAAUUCCAGUUUUGAAUUAUGCCAGCCACAAUAUGAUAAGCGUACCCCUUUGUGGUAAAAGACCAGCAUUGAUGCUGUCAACAGGAAUCUAUAUGAGGUGUCCACAUUAUAGCACAGCUCCUCUGGUAGCAGUAACAGAUGAGCCUGAUGCCCUAUAUAGGAAGAUUUCUGUGUUGGUAAAGGGCCAUGAUAAAGCUGUACUGGAUAGCUAUGAAUAUUUUAUCAAACAUUUAACUGGAAGCUCUGCCAAUGUGUACUUGGAAUAUAUCCAGCGCAAUCUUCCAGAAGGUGUUGCAAUGGAGGUGACCAAGACUUUGAUAGAAAAGCUACCAGAACAUAUUAAGGAACCUAUUUGGAGAAUUGAUUCUUCUGAAAAUGAAGGCAAGCCAGAUAGUUAAAGUCCAUGAACAUUCUCCUAUAACUGUUCAUUGUAUCUAUUUUAAAACAUCUUACUAAAUGAACUCUUGUCAAAGUUUUUCACUUUUGUGUUGGAAUAUCUGGUCUGUGUAUCCUAAAAUAAAUUUUUUUUAAAAA